Molecule: messenger RNA, 1017 nt
Organism: Morchella sextelata
Lineage: Eukaryota; Fungi; Ascomycota; Pezizomycetes; Pezizales; Morchellaceae
Exons: 4
Coding region: 1-1017 (338 amino acids)
Source: RefSeq, a predicted model, not a curated record
AUGACAGUAAUCAGCAGAGCAAAUUGCAUUUUGCAGGAUGUCGAUGAGUGUCUAAGGUGGCAUCUGAAGUACAAUAAGAAUAAGGUACAGGUACAGUAUGGUUGGGGACACCUUGAGACGGAGGGUGCGACAUUCGGUUUGAGAAGUGGGUUAGGGUUACAGGGUAGGAGCGGGGAGCGGGUUAAGCGAGCUCAGGAGCUGAGCUUUCUACCAUCACUCGCCAUCACCCGUCCUCACCUACCAUCACCCGUCCUCACCUACCAUCACCCGUCCUCACCUACCAUCACCCGUCCUCACCUACCAUCACCGGUCAUCACCCGUUGGCAAUCUGAUACUACCGCAGUAUUCUACUCCGUAAUUAUGCCAGCUUUAUCAAAAAGGGCGAGACAGCUGAGGGCAGCGCGCUGCAGCAAAAAAGUCAAGUUGAGCUCAGAGGACCUUAUUCACGUACCCCAGGACUUACUGGAACGGUUGGAUGAUGAAAGUGAGGAAGGGUUUUGGACCGUUGCGCAAGACCCUUAUGCUGCAGAAGUCCAUUGGGAAGAUUAUGCGGAUACUUCAGAUUGGGAAAGUGAAGAGGAUUGCGAGUUUACAGAAGGAGAGGAGGAAGGAGAUUUUGAUAAUGAUGUGUUCACAAAAAUGAUGAGGCAGCGGAACUCUGAAGUUUUUGAUAGGGCGCAUAUCAGAUAUCAGCGGGUAUCUAAAGCUACAAAGCGUACUCAGCAAAGACAUGCGAAGAAGCGGAAAGAGUUGGAAAAGGCAGCGAACGGGUACAGAAGGCUUACUUCUCAAGGACUACUGUCAGGCACGAUCAACAAUAUACAGUCCAGUUUAGCUUCAGGUUCUGUGUUGCAUGAUGAGUUUGCUAAUCGCUCUGUUCUUUUUGUCAGAGAGUAUCACGAUGCAAUCGAUGAUUUGGAGAAGAUACUUGGCUCAAAAACCUUGACCGGACAGAAUCUUAUUCGGAAUAAGGCGCGCGCUGUUACAAUAGAGGAGUUUACUUUGCGCGGAAACUAG